GGUGAUAGUUUGGGAUGGGACGCCGCUAAGGACACGCAUUAGGGAAAAAGGGAGGCUAGAAGAAAAAAAAUAUCUAAUUAGAGAUAGAGAGAAGACAGAAGGUGGCUGAGAGAAGGCCAGAGUCAGGACCGAGUCAGGACACAGGAAAGGGGUCAAGGAAGCUCAAGCAAGAAGCAGAAGUUCUGUAGGUUUCAGAGAGUGGACAGAAGUUUUUUUUUUUUUUCCUUUUUUGUUUUUUGGAGUAAAGGUGACAGACCCAGAAAAGAGAGGAGAGACAGCGGACGGAGAUCCCACUCACUAUUGGUCUCUGCUGGAUAUGGGGCUGGUUCGAGGGCUCAUCAUGAUCCCAUUUUGGAUGAGGCUGUCCUGCAUACUCCUCCUAACUGCUGGAAAAGAAGGGAGAAUUUACAACGGGAGGAAGAAGCCGCCAGCACUGACAGCACAGAGAAUGCGUUCUGGACCUCAUGUGUGUUUCUCAGCUAUGGGAAGUGGGUGUUGUCCAGGUUGGACAUUAUCUCCAGGCAAUGGACUUUGCCUCCAGCCUCUGUGUGCUUACGGCUGUGGCAGCGGGUUCUGUAUCGCCCCCAAUGUGUGUUCCUGCAGAGAUGGCCAUCAAGGCAUCACCUGUACUGAUCAUUAUAUCAUUGAACGGGAACUGGAAGAUAAAGGUUAUUCCCUUACCUGUCUAUCUGCAAUGUGUGAACAAGGCUGUGCAGUUAUCAAUGGCGCCACUGUGUGUAGCUGCUUUCAUGGUUACUCUCUUGGAAAAGAUGGUAAAAGCUGUUAUGAUGUUGAUGAAUGUUCUCGACCUCAAGCCUCAAGUCUUUGCCAACAGCAAUGUAAGAACAACGUAGGAAGCUACAGAUGUCUGUGCUAUUAUGGAUAUCAGAUUUCUCCCAAUGGCCGCUCAUGCGUGCCUAUAAAGCACCCCAACACAAUUGCUGCUUCUGCCCCAUGCGGAGAAUACGGCUGUGAGUUAAGUUGUAACGAUGGCGGCUGUGAACACAUCUCCAGGGUUUGUCCUAUUGGAUUCAGAAUGACAGAGACAGCUAAUGGAGUGACCUGCACAGACAUUGACGAAUGUGCAGCGUCUUCCUGUAAAGGGACAUGUCUCAAUACUGAAGGCGGGUACAUGUGUGACUGCAGUCCCGGGCUAAAGCUGGCUGCUGAUAGGAGCACUUGUAUAGAUAUUGAUGAGUGUUCGGUUCAUAGAUCUAUUUGUCAGCACAGAUGUAAAAAUGUUCACGGGAGUUACAGGUGCUUGUGUGGAGCUGGGUUCACCCUACUGAGCAAUGGACACACCUGUGCAGACAUCAAUGAAUGUCGCCGACCAGGAACUUCCCAUCUUUGUCAACACUUCUGCCACAACACACAAGGAAGUUUCUUCUGUUCCUGCCAAAGUGGCUUUGCUCUUAGUUUGGACAGAAUGUCUUGUGUUGAUGUGAAUGAAUGCCUGCAGAAUACCACCCUUUGCUCCUCUGGCAGCUGCAUCAAUACUCUAGGGUCUUAUAUCUGCUCCUGUCCUGCUGGGUUUCUGUCCAUCAAUGGUGGUUGUACAGCAAUUGAAGUGCAGACGGUUGGCUUUCUACAGGCAGUGCACAAUUUUCCACAGAUUAAGCCAACAUACCCAUCACCAAUAAGCCUUGGCACACCUGUAAUCACUGCCCCCCAGACUACCAUAGCCACCACUAUCCUAGCAGAGACCACCACCACAAUGCCUACCUCAAAACCACAAGCUGCAACAGAAAAUCUGGAUCCUUUGCCGCCACCUCAACAUCUCAAAACGGGUCAUUCGCCAUUAGCUCAAAAAUCCUCAGGGAUCUCUCAUAUGCCAAUGCAAGAACAUAUAGUAUUCCCGACUGGAGCUCCAACUACCCUGCAGACAAAUCUACACUGCUGGCACAACAAAGAAUUACAACAGACGGGAAGCUCAUGGACCGAGGAAAAAUGUAUGGAUUGCACUUGCCAGGAAGGUACCGUAUCCUGUGAAAGAAGAAUAUGUAGCCCAAACUGCUCACAUCCAGUCCUGCACCCAGACAGCUGCUGUCCGACAUGUGAUGGGUGCUUCUUUGAAGGGUCCUCAAGAGCAGAUGGAGAACUGUUCCCCAACUCCUCUGAUAACUGUACAAUAUGUAUUUGUUUGGCUGGAAAUAUCACCUGUAUUCCUCCCGUGUGUCCACCUGUUUUAUGCGCUGAGCCUUUCAUGUCAGAUUGCUGCUUGCAGUGCCCAGAUGGGUGUGAAUUCCAAGGAAACUUUUAUCCGCACGGUGCCAAGUUUAGCCGGGAUGAGAAUGGAUGCACCUCCUGUGUGUGCCAGAAUGGAGCAGUAGAGUGCUCAUUUGUCCCGUGUCCCAGCUUAGAAUGCCCGAGAGAGGAUUGGGUGCUGGAGGCUGGAGAGUGCUGCUUCAAAUGCCAGGAGCUGCUACAACACACAGGAUGCCCAUUUGAUGAUAAUGGAAUUGAGAUUCCUAUCGGGCAGAUCUGGUCCCCUGGAGAUCCCUGUUCCAUCUGCAUUUGCCAGGCAGACGGCUCCAUUGUGUGCAAGAAGACAGAUUGUGUGGAAACAUGUCCUCACCCUAUCAUGGUACCAGGACAGUGCUGCCCUGACUGUUCAGCAGGUUGCUCUUACGGAAGGAAGACCUAUAGGAAUAACGAAAGCUUCCCUUCAUACUCGAAUCCCUGCCUUACGUGUAUUUGUUUGGUGGGUACUGUUGCUUGCUCGCCUAUUGAAUGUGCGCCCACCUGCACUUACCCCUUCCAUGAUGAAGGAGAAUGCUGCCCUGUAUGUCGAGAUUGCACAUACGAUGGAAGGAAAGUACUAAACAGGCAGACUUUUUCACUGGAAAGCGAACCUUGUACCAAGUGCACUUGUCAGGACGGUGAGGUACAAUGUGAGUCCAUCUCCUGUUCCAUCUCCUGCUCCCAUCCGUAUACUUUUCCUGGAGAAUGCUGUGCAACCUGUGAAGAAUGCGCCUUUGAAGAACAUGUUCUGGAGAAUGGAGGAUCCUACAUGCUGAAGGUUGAUCCAUGUGUUGUAUGUGAUUGUUUUGCUGGAAAUGUUCAUUGUGAAGAAAGGGAAGGUUCUUGCACACCAUGUGACCAGAAGUUUCAGGAUUGUCUGAAUGAAGUCCCAGGCUCUUUCCACGUUAAGCAGUUGCAAUUCUCCCAGCAAGAUACAAUAGUACGAAAAGACAACUUUCCAGUGAAGUUACUGAGUGUGACCGACCCACCCCCACCUAGCCGACUGUCCUUAAGCUUAAAACUGAUGUCAAGGAGGAGCUCCAUAACUGCAUCCACCGCCACGGCUCUUUCCAGUUUUGUUUCUCAAACAGAGGUCCCAAGUCAACACUCUUUUUAUCAUAAAAAACAGAAUGACCAUGACAAACCUCCUCAAAACCUCAAAUCAAUGUCUCUACAAUCUGAACUAAAAUCAGAUGUUGAGCCAGAUACAAAGGUUGAACCAAUAUCUCAUGGUGACCUCAUGAAAACUAAUUAUGUGUCUGUUUCUACCUCAGCUGUAUUUUCUACUCAGCCUGUUGCCUUCUCAGGUACCACCAGAAGACCUUUGCUUUCAGCAAGUCACUUUACCUCAAAGAUUUAUGAUCACAUUGUUACCAUUCUACACCCUAAUGGCCUGUCUCAAGGAUCUUCUGAGCCAUCUGUUUUACCAUCAUCUUCCACUAGUUCCUUUCAACAAUCAGCACAGGUUUCCAUGCUUACAACCUACUCUGGAGCUUCUGUCAGAGAAGAAGAGCUUCGUGAAUCUUCACAUAAUUUUGGUAGGUCAUUAUCUUUGACGGAUAACACUGAUAUGGCUUCAGUUACUUCAAAACCUCCAAGUGGCAUUGUCUUUACAUCAACUCAUUCUGGUAAUCUUCAACAUUGGACAUAUAGCACAAGGCUUAAGCUUUCACUUCCAGAUUUGGAAGAAACCAAGCUGACAUUUUACGAGACUGAACAACCUGGAGAUUGCUUGCUAAAUUACCGAAUAUUCACCAAUGGCUCUGUCUACAUUGCUGACUUGGACUACUGCCUGCAUUGUGAAUGUCUGGUAAAACUCAGCCUACAAAGAGGCUCCAAUAAUCAACCAUAAUGGCAGAGACAUAACUUCAUGGGUUCUCCCAGUGCAGUACUAUUGUCCCUGGUAUCUAGUGGGUUAAUAAUGCUAUCUCUGGUGCCCAGGGGUAUACCUUGAAGCUACAGGGCCCCAAUGCAAAGCCAGUAGCAGGGAGCCCCUCACAUAGCAUGUGUUUGGUGUCUUCAUAUGUCGUAGCAUGGUCUUUACGCCCAGAUGCAAUAGCCACCACAUCUCCCCCUAUAGAUACGCCCUACAUACCGGUCCAUAAACAAACAAAUUAAUCAGUCUCAAGACUAGGGAUCAAACAUCAUGUGUGCUUGUG
Bufo bufo (common toad) is the source of this 4400-nucleotide messenger RNA. It is a transcript of the gene VWCE, whose product is annotated as von Willebrand factor C and EGF domains. The transcript is spliced from 27 exons. Bases 317 to 4093 code for a protein of 1258 amino acids. Gene Ontology annotation, molecular function: protein binding; calcium ion binding. Lineage: Eukaryota; Metazoa; Chordata; Amphibia; Anura; Bufonidae. The record is from RefSeq and is a predicted model, not a curated record.